GUCUUGAGACGGAGUCGCGGGCUAUACCGGUUCCACCGGCGACCAAACCUGCCGGCAGUACAACUCCGGACAGCGUAUCGUAUACACGCCGUCGCGGCGCUCGCGAAAAACUAUUGCCGAUUUAAAAUGUGUUGCUAAUUUUGUGUGAUCGUUACUAUCAAACAGCUGUUACAAUGAACGAUUCUGUGACGCAAGGUAACUGGGAUUGGUAUAAGGAGGUGAUGAGGUCUUGGCUAGAGGACCCCCUCGUGGAGCAGUUUGGGUGUCUCAACAUGACGUCAUUGAACAUGGACCAGGCCUACAUGACAGGAAUCUCUGACAGAAAUGUAUCCCUGUACAGCGUCUCGGAUGAUUGUUUUCGAUGCCCCUUCGAGCUACAAAAGACACUUGAGGCGGGUGUGCAGAGCACGUUCGUGGUGAACACCGCGCGUCGCGCCACCUGGCGGGUCUAUGAGGACGUCAGCGAACAGUACAUGAGCGCCGCUAAUGCUUCGGGUUUGAUCUGCCAGCUACGUCCAGAGCUGGGAGAGUUCGGCGUAUACACUUUGAACGCGACGGGCGAGGGCUGCGAUGUUCGCACCGACAAGGAGCCUGUUAACAUCUAUCUACCUCUGCUUCUUUGUGUGAGCUUGCUGCUAGGAAUAUGGGUGCUAUACGGCCUGGGGAAACUGAUCAUGUCACGGAUCAGACGGACUGGCAAGCUGCGUUACGGCGACAAAGAACUAGCUAUGCAGCAGCGAUUACGGGCACUUGACACGUUUAGAGGAAUUGCUAUUGUGUUCAUGAUCUUCGUGAACGAUGGCGCGGGUGGCUACUGGUGGUUGGAGCACGCUACGUGGAAUGGUCUGGCGGCUGGUGACCUGGUGUUCCCCGCCUUCCUCUGGAUCAUGGGCGUCUGCAUUCCGCUCUCAGUCAAGAGUGCGUUCGCUAAGGGCAUACCUAGAUGGAAGAUCGUACUGCAAAUACUUAGGCGUUCAGUGGUGAUGUUCGUGUUGGGAGUGUCUCUGAACACGAUCUACGGGUCCAACAUGCUGGGCGAGCUGCGGGUGAUGGGUGUGCUGCAGCGGCUGGCUGUCGCAUACCUCGUUGCAGCGGGAUUCUAUGCUCUUACCGCGCCUAAGUACUAUACACCGCCACGGGGUGCUUGCGGGCAAGCGCUCAAAGACCUGAUGUCGUGCAUCUGGUGCUGGGUGCUGGCUGCUGUGCUGGUGGCCGCGCACACCGUCAUCACCUUCAUCCUUCACCACCCGGACUGUCCUGCGGGCUACUUGGGUCCGGGUGGCAAGCAUGAUGAGUGGGCGGCGCCGGAGUGCGGUGGCGGUGCGGCAGGUUACAUCGACCGUCUGGUACUGGGCGACGCGCACCUUUACCAGCACAGCGACGCGCGCCGCGUCUACGGUGGACUUCCUACUGACCCUGAGGGAUUACUCGGCUGCCUGACGUCUGCGGUGCAGGCGCUGCUGGGCGUGCAGGCGGGUGCCACGGUGCUGCUGCAGCGCGCGCACCGCGCCCGUGUUUCGCGCUGGCUGGCGUGCGCCCUCGCACUCGCCCUCGCCGGCGCGCUGCUGGCCGGCUUCUCGCGCGACCACGGCGUCUUACCUAUCAACAAGAACCUUUGGUCGAUGUCGUUCGUGCUGGUGACGUCGGCAUGUUCGCUGACGCUGCUCAGCAUCUGCUACACGUUCACGGACGCGUGGCGGCUGUGGGGCGGCGCACCCUUUCGCGCACCCGGCCUCAACGCCAUCGCGCUCUACGUGGGCCACUCGCUGUGCGCCCACUUGUUCCCCUUCCACUGGCGCGUGCCCCUCAUGCGGACGCACGCCGUGCGGCUCCCGGAGGCGGUGUGGGGCACCGCGCUGUGGGUCAUCAUAGCCCACGUCAUGGCCAAGAAGAAAGUGUUCAUAACCCUCUGAGAGUACGCCUCAUUCGACUCCGCGCUGACCGUCAACAUAGCGGAGUACGAGGUGUUCAGCAACGCGCGCGCGCGCGACGUGCGGCGCGACACCGACAUAGUGCGGCUGCGCGCGCGCCCGCCCGCCGCGCGCCCCGCGCCUCCGCGCUCGCCGCUCUCCGCGCCCCUGCUGCCGCACCGCCGCAAGCGCAAUGUCGUUUCUCUGUAGUACAGUGUAGUGUACUGACACUCUUUUUAAGUUUUUAUUCUUCGAGGUUAUAAAGUUGAUCGAAAAGUGUGGGUAUGACUUGGAACUCAGAUUUGGACCUUUCGAUACACAAAAUUUUACAAGAAAAUGACAUUUAGAUUUUUAUAAGAAUAGCUGUCGUGGAUUCAGAUAGUGCCCACGUGUUUGAAGUGCCGUUUAAUAUAUUUUAUAGUACUUUUAUAUUUAGAAUUUUACAAGUAGUUACAUAUCUCUAAGAAUCAUCCGUAGGUCAUAAUAAAAUGUAAUUUCAGGUAUGACUUUUUGUAGAUUUAAAAUAUUGCUCAAAAGUAAAAUGAGUAAACGAUGCAUUUGAAAGUUUUGUACAUUUGUGUCCGUGUGAGCUUCAGAUCAUAAUCAAAUCUAGUCUCGUUCAGAGCAAAGUAACGAAUUCUACUUAUUACAUUGUGUAAAAGUAUAGAGUUUAAGAUUAAUUCUGCGUUGCAUUAGAAAUAAAACAGUUUUUAUGUAGAAAA
Molecule: messenger RNA, 2632 nt
Organism: Papilio polytes (common Mormon)
Lineage: Eukaryota; Metazoa; Arthropoda; Insecta; Lepidoptera; Papilionidae
Gene: Hgsnat
Product: heparan-alpha-glucosaminide N-acetyltransferase
Exons: 10
Coding region: 174-1913 (579 amino acids)
Source: RefSeq, a predicted model, not a curated record